AUGUCUUCAUCCAACAACCCCGUGUUGGCUGCCUCGACGUCUGAGGCAGGGAAAGUAAUCUCCCACUUCAAGUUCGGAAUGGAGAUCGGGAGAGGCUCAUUUGCAAACGUUUACAAAGGAACUGACCUACAGUCGAGAAAAACAGUUGCUAUUAAGUCAGUAUUUCGGAGUAGGUUGAAAAACCAAAAACUAAUCUCCAAUCUAGAAAUUGAAAUCAAAAUUUUAAGAAACUUGAAAAACCCUCAUAUUGUAUCUCUGUUGGAUUGUGUCAAAACUGAUAACCAUAUCCAUUUGAUUAUGGAUUACUGUUCGCUAGGAGAUUUAUCUUACUUCAUUAGAAAAAAAGAUCAACUUGCUGAUUGUCAUCCCAUAAUCAAAGCAGUAUUAGAAAAAUAUCCGUCUCCUCCAAACUUGAACGGAUUAAACCAAGUUUUAGUCAUCAACUUCAUUAAACAGUUGGCUUCGGCUCUUCAAUUUCUUAGAUCACAAAACCUUAUUCACCGAGAUAUUAAACCUCAAAAUUUGCUUCUUUGCACACCGGCUCAUUCAAAGGAACAGUUUAUUGAAGGUGGUUACUCUGGAUUUUGGGAAUUACCUAUUUUGAAAGUCGCAGAUUUUGGAUUUGCUAGGUACUUGCCCUCAACUUCAAUGGCCGAAACGUUGUGUGGCUCACCCCUUUAUAUGGCACCUGAAAUUUUGAGAUAUGAAAAAUACAAUGCAAAGGCAGAUUUAUGGUCUGUUGGUGCAGUGAUUUAUGAAAUGGCAGUUGGGAAACCUCCUUUUAGGGCAUCCAAUCAUAUAGAGCUCUUAAAGAGAAUUGAAAAGGCCAAUGAUCAAAUCAAAUUUCCAAAGGAACUAGAAUUCCAGCAAGACUUGAUACAUCUGAUAUCCAAUUUGUUGAAGGCAAAUCCAAUUGAUAGAAUGGGAUUUGAUGAAUUUUUUAAUGAUCCAAUCAUCGUAUCGACCAAAAAUUUGGUGGAGUCAAUGAAUGAAUCUUUAUCUUACUCUUUUGAAAACGAAGAAAUGUACGUAAGUGAGUUUUUAAAUGCGCAGAAUAUCAAGCAACUUGGAGAAAUCAGUGCCGAUAAAAAAACUAAAAAUAAUACUACAAAAAUGCUUAAACACAUCAACGAAAAAACAAAAAACAGCACUGACAAAGUUGUCACCGCAAUUUCAAACGUUAAAGAACUUGGUAAAACUAAAACCCUAUAUGCUCAAUCUAAUACUGAUUCUACAACUGUAAAUUCAACACCUUUGAAUAAGCUAGUGAUAGCUGAAGAGGAUGAGAACCAAAGUGAAAGUGUUGAACAAGGUGAAGGUGAUGGCAUUGGUAAUAACAAUACCACAUACUGUGAUGAUCAAAAUCAAAUUCAAACUUCCGAAACGUCGAAUGCUAUCAGUAUUAAUUCCGGUGUUAAUAUGAAAAGUAACAUAAGGAGUAACAUGUCUUUCUUCAAGUCACCUGCUUCAAACGAUGUUACCAAGGAGACCGUUCGAACAAGUUCUGAUAUUUCUAACGCAAACGCAAACUCAAAUUCAAACUCUAACCUUAAAUCGGUUGAAGCUUUGCUUCAAAACUCCAAAGCAACUCUUGAGUCGGCAGCUUUACAGACCCCAGAUCUUCACUCUUUAAACGCCCACAUGCAGAACACUAGUGGAUGCACUUCUUCAAACGCAACAAAAAUAUUGAAGAAAGAUUUGAUUGUUGAGAAAGAUUACGUUGUUGUCGAAAAGAGAAAUGUUGAAAUCAACACAUUUGCCGAUGAGGUUAAGAAGGCCUCGUUUACUAUAGAAGGAAGAAAGUUAAACUCUGGUAGUAGAAGAUAUUCACUAUCUGUUAGUCCAAGUACAGCAUUAAAAGAUGUCAUUGAUUACACAUCUGGUAAACUUUUUGGCUUAAAUAACGCCAAUACUAAUUUGAGUAAUGUCAAAACAGCCAAGCCUAUAACAGGAUUUCCAAAAAGAAUGGGAGGUGAACAUAUAAAACAUGAAAAUGACACAAAAAGGCUAAUCAACAUUACCAAUAAACAGGUUACAGGAACUUCAAACACUAAAAUCACAGAUGAAGAUGAAGAAAUGAUUUCGAAAAUAGAAAGACUAGCUAUGAUGGCACAUUCAAUUUCUAUAUUUGGCUUGGUUAAGUUCAAUCAAGUUAUACCACUCCCCCCUUCAACUAUUGAUGAUACAAAUAAUAUAAUUGAUCCAUACAACUACAAGAACGAAACCUAUAAGAUUGAUAAUGAGAAAGACAAUUUGGAUAGCGAAUCAUGUCGCCAAUAUAACCUGGUGUAUAAAAGGCUAUGUCAAGAGGGUUUGGUGCUUUACCUAAAAGUCUUGUCGAUGUUAAGCGAGGCCAUAAAAAUAUCAAGUGAAUGGUGGUCUAGGAAUAAAUUGAAGAGCAAUAUAACACCUAAAAUUGGGGAAUUAAUUCAGUGGAUUCGAAACAAAUUUAAUGAAUCAUUAGAGAAGGCGGAAUACCUAAAAUUACGUAUUAAUAGGUUUGAAGAAGAAAAUGCCAAUAGUAGUUCAAAAGAAGAAGAGUUUGUUUGUGAAAAGAUCAUAUUCGAUAGAUCUAUAGAAAUAAGCAAAAAUACUGCUAUAAGGGAGUUGAAGUCUAGCAAUAGGAAGGAUGGAGAUAUCAGCGAGCUCAAAGCUUGUGAAGUUGCCUAUUCUUUGGCUGUUUGGAUGUUAGAAUCUCUCAUCUAUAAAUCAAAUGAAGACGAAGGUCUAACUGGUAAUGAUGCCAAGAUAGUUGAAAAUUUCAUCAAUAGUAUUGGAACUAGGCUACUUAUCUUGAGAGGAAAGAUAGACCGUUCUUUAUAA
Pichia kudriavzevii is the source of this 2823-nucleotide messenger RNA. RefSeq lists its product as uncharacterized. The transcript has a single exon. Gene Ontology annotation, cellular component: autophagosome; cytoplasm. Gene Ontology annotation, molecular function: protein serine/threonine kinase activity; ATP binding. Bases 1 to 2823 code for a protein of 940 amino acids. Gene Ontology annotation, biological process: autophagy; peptidyl-serine phosphorylation; protein autophosphorylation. The record is from RefSeq and is a predicted model, not a curated record. NCBI's taxonomy places the organism in Eukaryota, Fungi, Ascomycota, Pichiomycetes, Pichiales, Pichiaceae.